Messenger RNA from Vicia faba (fava bean), 1083 nucleotides. The record is from the annotation of a GenBank genome assembly. NCBI's taxonomy places the organism in Eukaryota, Viridiplantae, Streptophyta, Magnoliopsida, Fabales, Fabaceae.
AUGUCUCAACCCAACUCCGACACUGACACCAACAUCCAGUUGAAUCAAAAUGAUGCUAAUGUUGACAACUUCACCAAUCAGAUCAAACAGCAUGAAGAAAAUAUUGAAUUUCUUAAUUCUCAAUCGAAUCGCUUAUCUGAAUCUGUUCUUGACUUACAAGUGGGUCUUGGAAGGUAUCAUUCUGGUAAUGUGGUUACAUCAGAUAAUGGGAACGGUGCAUUUCGUACAGAAGAGGAAACUGUGGAACAGAUAUUGAAGAAACAGAACUCUGCUGCCAGCAUAUUUUGUUGGAUAAAAGCUAAUACUCAGACAUCAAAUUUGGCUUUUGUAAAGGAUGCUCUUGGUGUUGUGGCUACCCUUGCCAGGGUUGUGAAUGAUGAUCUCAGCAGGAUCCUUUCUGAGUAUGUGGGAUUGGAGACUAUGCUUGCAAUUGUCUGCAGUACUAAUGAAGGAGUUAAAGCACUGGAGAAGUAUGAUCCAGAAGGCACAAUAAACUGUAAUGGUGGUUUGCAUGGAAUUGGAUCUUCAAUUGGAAAAGUAAUAAACGGCCGAUUUGUUGUCAUAUGUCUUGAAGAUUUAAGACCAUUUGUUGGAGGUUUUGUUGACGAAGAUCCACAAAAGAAGUUGGCUAUUCCGAAGCCGAAAUUUCCAAAUGGGGAGUGCCCUCCCGGGUUUCUUGAUUAUGCAGUAAACAUGAUCCAUCUGGAUUCAAAUAGAUUGUCAUAUCUUACUACAACUGGGCAUGGUCUUAGAGAGACACUGUUUUAUAGCCUUUUUUCUCGCCUACAAAUAUAUAAAACCCGGAACGAAAUGAUGCUUGCUCUUCCAUGCAUUACUGAUGGAGCAUUGUCAUUAGAUGGUGGAAUGAUCAAGAAAUCUGGCAUCUUUGCUUGUGGUAGCAGAAAUGAUGUAGAAGUAAAGUUUCCUCUAAUAGGCGGAGAAUCUGACGUACCACCAGAUUAUACUGAGGCUGAAGGUAUGGUGAGGAGGCUGAAAUGGGAAACCUCUAAACUUGCUGCUGAUAUACAAAGAGAGCAGCAGUUACUGGACUUUAGAAAGAGCAACUCCACAAGCCAAGACUAA